AUGCCCAGCACCCGUUUGCUGACCUCAGUGCGCCUCGAGAAUGUCUCGCCUCUGAAGGCGGUACUGGCCACCUGUGUCGCAUUCCCCUUGAUAUUCAUCAUCGGCUUCUACCUAUGGGUCACUCCGAGUACACUGAAGGAUUCGAGACGGAAACACCUUCCCCCCGGUCCUCGCGGUUUGCCCUUUCUGGGAAAUUUCUUUGAAAUGUCAAAGGCUGAAACGUUUCGAUUUCAGGCGCAGAAGUGGGCCAAAGAGUAUGGGGAGAUCUUCUACACUAAGAUGGGAGGAGCUGAUUACAUCUAUUUGUCAUCUCCUACGGCGGUGAAAGAAUUGAUGGACAAGAAGUCUGGCAUAUACUCAUCCCGACCACCAGCACCGCUUGCUAGCGACGUGGCUUCCGCAGGUCGACGACAAUUGUUUAUGCCAUACGGGCCCAAGUACCGCGUUGUACGGAAGAUCGCCCAUCAGCUCCUUAAUAUAACUGUUUCAACCAGCUAUCAACCUAUUCAAGACCUUGAAUCCAAGCAAUUGAUGUACGAUCUGCUCCACGACCCGGAACACUUUUAUGACCACAACCGACGCUAUUCAUCGAGUGUGAUCCUAACAGUGGCAUAUGGACAUCGGAUGGCCGAUUGGGACAACCCAUUGGUCAAGAAGAUCUACAGUGUGGUCAACAACCUACAACAAUUUUCCGCACCGGGUGCUUUCCUCGUGGACACGUGGCCUUCGCUGCGAUAUUUCCCCCAGUGGAUGUUUGGUAACUGGAGGAAGUUUGGCGAGAAAUGCUUUGCACAUGACUCCGUUGUCUACCUCAAUCUUUGGGGAGACUUAAAGAAAGAGGUCGACGAAGGCAAGGCUAACCCAUGCUUUGCGAAAGAUUUCUACCUCAGCAACCCGGAGAAACUUGGUUUAGAUCAGCUUCAAGCAGCAUAUCAAACCGGUGGCCUGGUCGAAGCUGGCUCUGAAACAACGUCUGCGUUCCUCAACUCUUGGAUUUUAGCAAUGACCCUGCAUCCUCAUAUAAUGAAAAAGGCUCAGGAAGAGGUCGAUCGAGUGGUUGGAGGAGACAGGCUGCCCACGUGGGAAGAUGAGGCAAAUCUACCUUAUCUCAGAGCCAUGAUUAAAGAAUUACUUCGUACUCGCCCGCCCAAUAAAUUCGGUAUCCAGCACUAUACGACUGAGGAUGACUGGUACAACGGCUAUUUCAUCCCCAAGGAGACAGUGGUUGUCUUGAACUGGUGGGCAAUAAACUAUGAUCCAGCUCACUGGGACAAGCCCGACGAGUUUAUGCCAGAACGCUUUCUCGGCUACGAUCUCCCAGCCGCUUCCUACAUCAACAUUGGAGACCCCAACCAGCGCGACCAUUUCUCGUACGGAGCAGGAAGGCGAGUCUGUCCCGGUGUGCAUGUGGCGGAGAAGUCGCUGUUCUUAAACAUUGCUCGUGUCCUGUGGGCCUUUAACAUCUCCAAGAAAAUCGCAAAAGAUGGAAGUGUGAUUGAGCCAAACACUGCAAUGGUUCCAGGCUGGAUGACAAUCCCCCAACCAUUUGAAUGUGAUAUUACGGUGAGGUCGGAGAAGAAAGCGGCAUUGAUCAAUAAGAUUUGGGCCGAGACCAAGAAGACCCUGGAUGAGAAAUAG
This is a messenger RNA of Fonsecaea nubica, 1638 nucleotides long. RefSeq lists its product as hypothetical. The coding region runs from base 1 to 1638 and encodes 545 amino acids. The record is from RefSeq and is a predicted model, not a curated record. NCBI's taxonomy places the organism in Eukaryota, Fungi, Ascomycota, Eurotiomycetes, Chaetothyriales, Herpotrichiellaceae. The transcript has 2 exons. Gene Ontology annotation, molecular function: heme binding; monooxygenase activity; oxidoreductase activity, acting on paired donors, with incorporation or reduction of molecular oxygen.